This is a messenger RNA of Arachis ipaensis, 1196 nucleotides long. RefSeq lists its product as uncharacterized. Lineage: Eukaryota; Viridiplantae; Streptophyta; Magnoliopsida; Fabales; Fabaceae. The record is from RefSeq and is a predicted model, not a curated record.
CAAAUUAAAUACAUUGAAGGAAAAUGAAUGCAGGUAGUAUGAUAAUGAAUGGUUGGACCGGUGGUAGUUUGACGGUUCAGUAUGCUGUGAACUUCAGUAAGCUUCCUUUAUAAGUCAUUUCGUUUCACUUUGGUUCUGUCUGAAAAGAAACCCAUUUAAGGUGCUGCGUAGAUGGAUUCUGGUCGGUUCCGUUACUACGUCGUUCGGAGAGGACGAAAGCCAGGCAUUUACACCUCUUGGGAAGAAUGCAAUCAACAAGUCUAUGGCUUCAAGGGGAGUCAGUUAAAAGGCUUCAUGGUAAGGCGCGAGGCGGAGGAGUGGCUGAGUUUGCCAAGACAACACCCAGUUGGUGAAGAUACUGUCCCGGAGCCUCAAGAUUUGGCGCUAAGCUUUGGAGCUAUGUCCGUCGGAGACUCUGGCAGCGUUACCGGAGACGACAGCAGCGGAUCUGUGACUGCCGGGACGGACUUGCUGCCUCAGAAGCCAGAUAUGGUGCCGGAGUUUGACCCCAAGGCGUUCGUCAUAAUGGAAGACAUGGAGCAACUUUUGUUACGGGUUUGUGCUCGACUUGAAAUUGGACCGCCAGUGUUUUUCAUGCGUGAUGUCUUCCGCAGCAAAGGAAAGAAGUAUCAUGGGUUUGGGGUUUCUUUGCAAAGCACCGCGAAGGGGAUACACUUUUUCGUUUCGGGGUGGUUGUCGCUUGACGAGGGACUAGCAAGGCAGGAUGCCGCCUUCAUCACGUUGGAGAGACUCCUUGAGGAGGCGGAGGUGAAAAUUUUUUACUUCAAUUUUCAAGUUGUUCUUCGAUACAAGGAGGCCCUUGUGGAGGCACACCGCAUAGCAAGGUUGUCAGCCACAGAGCAUGUAAUGAUGCUGGAGAAAGAAAACGCUGAGCUGAAGCAAAGGUUGAGCCUCUACAACCAGAUGUUCAUGUAGGCAGGAAGGAUGGCUUUCGUUGUGUCUGGUUUGUGAUGUCCCUUUUGUGUGCUUUUCACUACUUUUGUCUUUUAGUAUUCACGAGAAUGACGAAGCUCAAAAUUCCAAGUUAUUAUAUGUACCUCAGUUUCAACAUGGAUUCUGUUGCGGAGAACGUUGUUUUUCUCCUUUAGGCUGUAUUUAUUCCGUUAAACUUACUUUACAUGACUUCGGCGAAGUUCAUUGUUCCAUUAGUUUAUUUCCUUUCGGUUCUUAUUUAA